Molecule: messenger RNA, 998 nt
Organism: Vitrella brassicaformis
Lineage: Eukaryota; Vitrellaceae
Source: the annotation of a GenBank genome assembly
CACGUCCCUUGGGCAGGCUGCAGCAUCCUCACAGGCACCUUCACAACUUCAAUCUCCUCAACAAUGGCGUUUCCAUUCAUCGCCGGCGUCGAUAGCAGCUGACGAGGUGCGAUGACUGAGCCGCCGAAAAGGUCAGCUAAAAGCCGUCGACGGCCGUGCAGACACACACAUAUCAUCCGUCAGGUCACUCUCUGUGCGUCGUGUGUGUGGCAUUGUUUCGUUGAUUCAGGUGCUCUCAUCAGCGAAUCAUGGCUGAGCCUCGUUUUGGCAGUGUGUCCGAUGGCGACGUGGACAGGAUCUUCUGCCGCUUUGACCACGGCUCCAAGGGCGUGCUGACGCGCGCAGAGCUCAAGAGCGCCCUGCUGGCGGUGUUCGGCUUCCCAUUCGUCAAGAGUGACAUUCAGGUGGGUCGGCAGAAAGGGACGGAAGGACACAAACAAACAAGGCACGGACAUGGCUGCUGGUGUGGUGCUGUGCUGUGCAUCAGCACUUGUGGGAGGAGGGGCUUAGUCACCAGCGGCCGCCCUUCACGCCGCCAGGCCUCUCAAAAGAGGUCUUUAGAGCUAUCGUACGUAAGCAACAACACUCUCUCACCGACGGAUCAGGGAGAGUGUGUGUUGCACAUGAGUGCAGGUGAGACGUCGGGAGCGGCUGAUCUCAUCGUUUGACCGGUCCUUCCGGGCCUUCUCUGCCCUCGACCGGCACUCCCGCGGCUUCCUGCUGCUGGACGACAUCGAGUGUGCGAUGGGCGAGGUCUGCCCGGCCGUCAAGAUCAGCGCGGCGGAGGUGUUUGCCGCCAUGGACAGGGGGACGGCGGGGAGGGUGACCUUCACUGACUUCCGACUGUUCAUCGGGGAGGGAGCCCUGUGAUAGGGAGACAGACUAGUGGGAUACGGUGCCGAGAGCCGGGGAGAUCGAUGCAUCUGUAGUCCUGAAUGACCGACUUGGAAGGACAACUCCUUUCAAAGCGCUCAAGCAUUAAUCGACAGCUGUCUUUA